AUGGGUGCCAUCGUUGGCGGCCAAACGUCUUGCAAGUCUCCGGAAAUAAAAGCUUUUGAGGAGUACCUGCCGCCCGAUGUCCAUAUCAUAUCUUGCCAUUCACUCCACGGUCCUGGGGUUGAUACACAUAAUCAACCACUGGUUCUCAUCCAACAUCGCGCGCCGGAUGAGGCUCUGCGGAAGGUGGAGGCUGUUUUCAGCUGCUUGCGGUCCAAGUAUGUUUACUUGACAGCGCAACAACACGACCGUAUCACUGCGGAUACACAAGCUGUUACUCAUGCCGCGUUUUUGUCCAUGGGCAAAGCCUGGCACGCAAACAGUCAGUUUCCAUGGGAAUUGAAUCGCUAUGUAGGUGGCAUUGAGAACGUCAAGAUCAACACCAUGCUUCGCAUUUACGGGCAGAAGUGGCACGUGUACGCUGGCCUUGCCAUCCUGAAUCCUGAAGCCAGAAAACAAGUGGCUCAGUAUGCUGAGAGCGUAACGGCAUUGUAUAAACUCAUGCUGAAAGGUGAUCUGGAGGGGCUUCGGGUCAGAGUGUACAAUGCAAGGGAUAAGGUAUUUGGCUCGGCUUCGAAUUGGGGUGCCCGUCCAUUGAUCGAGCCCUCGAUAUUGUCCUCAUUCUCUCUUGGAAAACCAACAGACGCACCGCCCAGGCCAAACAACCAUCUCAGCCUCUUGGCCAUGGUUGACUGUUGGGCCGCGCUGGGCAUUGUGCCAUACGAUCAUAUGAUUUGCAGUACGCCUCUAUUCCGCCUUCGACUUGGCGUAACAGAGCACUUAUUUCUCAAUACGGCGCUGCUGGAUGAGACAUUAAAAACAGCUGUCGAAGACAAGAUGUAUCGAAGCGAUGACCUUGAGUUUACAUUUGCAGCACGUGGUUGGGCCGAGUGUGUUUCACUUGGCCACUUUGAGACGUGGGAAAAACGGUUCGUCAGCACACAAGAGUUCUUCCAGCCUCGUUUUGCGGAGGCCAAGGUUGUAGGCGACCAGAUGAUGAAGAAGGUUCUCGAGAGUUACGUGGAAAACGGUAAAUGA
Molecule: messenger RNA, 1035 nt
Organism: Metarhizium brunneum ARSEF 3297
Lineage: Eukaryota; Fungi; Ascomycota; Sordariomycetes; Hypocreales; Clavicipitaceae
Biological process (GO): L-tyrosine biosynthetic process
Molecular function (GO): prephenate dehydrogenase (NAD+) activity; prephenate dehydrogenase (NADP+) activity; NAD+ binding
Source: RefSeq, a predicted model, not a curated record